Messenger RNA from Panthera uncia (snow leopard), 1167 nucleotides. RefSeq names its product annexin A10 (gene ANXA10). Gene Ontology annotation, cellular component: cytoplasm. Lineage: Eukaryota; Metazoa; Chordata; Mammalia; Carnivora; Felidae. Gene Ontology annotation, molecular function: calcium ion binding; calcium-dependent phospholipid binding. Bases 1 to 1167 code for a protein of 388 amino acids. The transcript is spliced from 12 exons. The record is from RefSeq and is a predicted model, not a curated record.
AUGUUGGAGACACAGAUCCUUGGCUACGGCAAAGCGCUAAAUAAGUUUACAGAAAAAAUUCAAAAAGACGGCAAGUCAACCAAGCAUAAUGCACUUUGGCUGCUUUUGUCUUUUCUGGAGAAAAAUAUAGUAACAGAAACAGCUGGUGGCUUCUAUGGCCACAGACUUACUGCAUGUGAUUCAGCCUGUAAUGCCAGUGAGAGUUUGGAAGUGCAAGGAACCAUCUUCCCAGCUCCCAAUUUCAACCCCAUAAUGGACGCCCAAAUGCUAGAGGGAGCACUCCAAGGAUUUGGCUGUGACAAAGACAUGCUGAUCGACAUUCUAACUCAACGUUGUAACGCACAAAGGGUGAUGAUUGCAGAGGCAUAUCAGAGCAUGUAUGGCCGGGACCUAAUUGGUGACCUGAAGGAGAAACUUUCAGAUCACUUCAAAGAUGUCAUGGUUGGCCUCAUGUACCCGCCACCUUCUUAUGAUGCUCAUGAACUCUGGCAUGCCAUGAAGGGAGCAGGCACUGAAGAGAAUUGCCUCAUUGAUAUUUUAGCUUCAAGAACAAACGGAGAAAUUUUCCAGAUGCGAGAAGCCUACUAUUUGCAAUACAACAGCAACCUUCAAGAGGACAUUUACUCAGAGACCUCAGGACACUUCAGGGAUACUCUCAUGAACCUGGUCCAGGGAAACAGAGAAGAAGGAUACACAGAUCCUGCAAUGGCUGCUCAGGAUGCAAUGGUCCUGUGGGAAGCCUGUCAACAGAAGACAGGGGAACACAAAACCAUGCUGCAAAUGAUCCUGUGCAACAAAAGUUAUCAACAACUAUGGCUGGUUUUCCAGGAAUUUCAAAACAUUUCUGGGCAAGACCUAGUAGAUGCCAUUAAUGAAUGUUAUGAUGGAUACUUCCAAGAGUUGCUAGUUGCAAUUGUUCUAUGUGUUCGAGACAAACCAUCCUACUUUGCUUAUAGGCUAUAUAAUGCAAUCCAUGACUUUGGUUUCCAUAAUAAAACCGUAAUCAGGAUUCUAAUUGCCAGAAGUGAAAUAGACCUGAUGACCAUCAGGAAACGAUACAAAGAGAGAUAUGGAAAAUCCCUAUUUCAUGACAUUAAGAACUUUGCUUCAGGGCAUUAUGAGAAAGCUCUGCUCGCCAUCUGUGCUGGUGAUGCUGAAGAUUACUAA